Molecule: messenger RNA, 1947 nt
Organism: Nelumbo nucifera (sacred lotus)
Lineage: Eukaryota; Viridiplantae; Streptophyta; Magnoliopsida; Proteales; Nelumbonaceae
Source: RefSeq, a predicted model, not a curated record
AAAUGUGUGACAGUGGUAAGUUACAGGGAGUCAAGGGACCAGCCCGUUCAACUAGUAACUAGGGCUGUUGCCUCUAAAAAUGUUUGGGGUAGGGAUGACUGAUGAGGACGACCUAUCUGUAAAGAGAAGAGAAGAAAGCUACUUUGUUCCAACCCACUCAAUUCAGUCAGGGAUCCGUAGAAGUGAAUAAUGACCAUUGCCCACACUCUGUCUCUCUUUUUCCUGCUUUUGGAUGCUGUUUUCAUUUAAAAUUUUCAAAAUGCAAUGCAGCUUUUUAGCCGUUGAGUCCACAACACACCCUCUUUCUCUCUGCGAGACCAAGGGAAGAAAGGAAGUCUCUGAACUCUUGGAAUCUCUUUCUGAUCACUGAAACACGCUUCCAUGUCUUCAUCCAAUCUACCCUUCUCAGAUUUCUCCUUUCUUUUAUCAAUUGUAGCAUGAUUUGACUCUGGCAGUUCAGAAGGAGAGGAGGGAGGGAUGAAGGGUAUGAAGGGAAGAUUUCUGAAGAAACUGAAAUCCAUGCGACCCAUCAGUUUCACUAAACCAGGCCUCGUUCUGCAGGCGAAUGCAUCAGAUGGGUUCUUAGAUCCCUUGCCGCACGAUUCCACCAACUGGGUAUUUCAGAGUCCACCAGUUUCGCAAGAGAAAGAUCAGAAGAUCAGUAGUCAUGGCAAUCUCCCCAUGUUGCAGACUGAAAUCAUGGACGGUGAAGAACUGACGAGAGACGUGGAAGACGAGGACAUUGAAGAAACGGAGCUCGGCAGUGACGACUCUGGGAACAAGGAGAACAUCGGGCCCCCCAUAAAGGCCAAAGACCCAUUACCCGCCAAGGAAAACUCAGAGGUUUCCAUCUUUACAGAGUCUGGAAGCUAUAAUCUUCGGAGUGGUCCAUUGUCAGAGCUCGAUGUGUCGUCCUUCCGGCUGCCUGACCCAACACCAGCGAAGGAUAACUCAGGGAAUCCCCACUCGUCAGGGUCCGACACGUGUAAUAUCCGGCGACCGGACUUGAAUUCCGGGAGCCUAUUUGAUCCAAAUCUGCUGGCAACCUUCCAGCAGGCAGUGAUGAUAGGCCACAUGAGACCAAGAGAGACAGAGAGAAAAGCCAGAAUUGAACAAAUGGGCACAGAGAAAGAAGAGGAACCACCUUGUAAACUUCCCCGGAUAGAACACGAUACUCUGUCAGAAUUCCAGGAGAGGUGCCCACCAGGGGGAAGAGACUCUGUGAUUCUCUAUACAACAAGCCUUCGGGGGAUAAGGAAAACGUUCGAGGACUGCAGAAGCAUAAGGUUUCUGUUGGGCAGCUUUCGAAUUCUGUUCUACGAGAGAGAUGUGUCAAUGCACAUGGGGUUCAGGGAGGAACUGUGGAGGAUCAUGGGCGGCAGAGUGGUUCCUCCAAGGCUGUUCAUAAGGGGAAGAUACAUCGGAGGAGCCGACGAGGUGGUGAGCUUGCACGAGCAAGGGAAGCUCCUGCCCCUCUUGCAAGGAGUCCCGGCCGAUCGCUCCGGUGCCCCAUGCGACGGCUGCGCAGGGAUACGCUUCGUGCUGUGCUUUAACUGCAAUGGCAGUUGCAAAGUCAAUGACACUCCCGAUGAAAGGACUGAUGAUGGAUGGCCCAACCGCUGCCCAGAAUGCAACGAGAAUGGAUUGAUCAUCUGCCCCAUGUGCUGCUAGGAAUUCACUCGUUCCUGGCUCUUGAUCAGCUGUUUACAUAAUAACAUGUACUGGUUUUCUUAUUAUUUUGAUUUCAUGGUGCUUUGAGUUGAGGAAUUAAUUAACUGAAACCACUGGUGUUCUGUGAAUCAGUUUGAGUACAAUGGGAUCACCAUUUGAUGAUGAAAUUUCAACUUUCAGCAGAAUAAAAUCUCUCUCUCUCUCUCCCUUUUUCAGGAAGUUGACGAAGAAAGAGCAUUCUUUCUUUCUUGUUAAUGGAAUCAGAUCAUUUCCCCU